Molecule: messenger RNA, 2067 nt
Organism: Zeugodacus cucurbitae (melon fly)
Lineage: Eukaryota; Metazoa; Arthropoda; Insecta; Diptera; Tephritidae
Product: germinal-center associated nuclear protein
Exons: 7
Coding region: 147-1184 (345 amino acids)
Biological process (GO): centrosome duplication; spindle assembly
Cellular component (GO): nucleus; centrosome; spindle
Source: RefSeq, a predicted model, not a curated record
AAGUUUUCGACGCACUUUUGACAACAGCUGUUUGUUUUGUUUGUGAUCAACUGCAGUUUUCGACUUGUUUUGCUAAAUUUUGUACCUAUGCAAUUAGGUGUUUUAUUCGCUGAACACCUGCCCUUCAGUUUAAUAUAUAAAUACUUAUGUCGAACCAAAUUAAAGGCACUUGUGAAUUAUUUUGUCCGGAUGCUGAGGCCAAACUACGUAUAAAAGAGAGACUACUUCAUUACUAUGAACUGAAAAACGGCGAAAAGCAUGUGCCAGGGCAGUUGGUGAAGGCAUUUGCACGUUCAGCUGCGGGAGUUAAAACACCUAGAGCUAAGGACUUACGCUCCGAAAGAUGUUUACAAAGAACACUGGAGUACUUAUUAAAAGAUAUAAUUUUAGACAAGCGGAGAUCAUACAAUUUCAUGUAUGAUUUCAUAUUUGAUCGUUUGCGUGCAGUGCGACAGGAGGUAGUCAUGCAACAAUAUAAUGAACGACAAACUUUAAAGUUAUUAGAACCAAUGAUAAUGUUUUUGGCUUACAGUCGUUACAGGCUUUGUGAGGAGCAAAUAGAUAAUUUCGAUCCGAAAAUUUGCAACCAACAUUUGCAAGAGUGUCUGAAACGUGUGCUCUGUUGCUACGACGACAUUGAUGUUAACAGCCUGAAUUUGAAUGAGUUAAGUAGGCGCAGCUUUAUUGAAGCGAUCUACCUGCUUUUCAAUUUAGGAACUAACGAAGCGCUUAAUCGUGCCCUAAGUGUGCUAACGGAAGUCGGCAAGAAUGAAACAUUCGAUUUAGCUUAUCAAAUAGCUAUGAACUAUUAUCAAGGAAAUUUCUAUCGCGUGCUAGUGGGUAUACAAAAACUGCCACAUAUUUUAAGUGCAAUAGCUGCUCUGAAAUUACAAACAUUGAGACGAAAGGUGUACUUAGUAUUCGCACAUGCAUAUACGAGUAAACAAUUAUUCGUGCCUGCCAGCUUUUUAUGCAAGUUGACGUUGUACGAAGACGUCAGUGAUUUAUUAGCCGACUGCAAAUAUUAUAAUAUAAAAUUAAGUGAAGACAAGUCAAAUUUACAGUUCCAGAAAUCGGACUUCGAUGUAAACGCGGUUACAUUGAAAGAAAAACACGAAAGUUUUGUGGAAAAAAAACUUGCAAAAAUCUAUUUGCCAGAAGUUUUACUCCUAAAACGUGUUUAAUGUUUACUUACAUUUAGAAAGUUAAUUUAAAAUAUACAUAUACUUAAAUUGUAUAGAGAAAUAAACGAGAUUAUGAUGAAACCGUAUAUACAUACAAGUCUUCAAAUUUGAAGUGGUUGUAUAAACACACACUGGUAAAAAGAGCUGGAUUGACUGAUACUAGAAAUUUAAUAGAUUAAAUUUAAAAUACUUCAUGAAAAUUAAGUGAUUUUUGUUUUUUAAACUAUUGAACCCAAAGAUUUUUGAUUAUUUUGGACAAAAUAGCCUUUAAUACUUUUUUAUUUGUAUUUGAUAAAUGUGGAAAUUGCUUGCUUAAACUAAUUACAUAUGUAAUGUAUGUAUGUAUAAAGUUCAGGUGUGGACAAAAUCAUUAAAGUUUUUUCUCUGAAAUGCUUAACAAUAAGCAUUUACAUAGUGGUUUUCUACAUCUACAGCCUUUUAAUGAGUUAAAUGUUCAUUAUUUAAAAAAUAAAUAUAACAAAACUAUUAUUUGAUCACUGUUAUAUAUCUCUAGCAUACUAGUUGGUAAGCGUUAUUGAAAGUAGUACACAAUCUUCUAUUACUACUUUUAAAGAACUGCUGACAUUUCAUAUUUUGGUAUUACGACAUUUUCUUACUUGCUCGGACUCGACAACAGGUGUUGAUAUUCUAAGAUAAUUAUUCCAAUGUGUAACUUGCAAUACGGUUGUGUAGAAAUCUUUAUUUUCACUUUAAUGCACUUAUAUUAACUAAUUUUUAUCUCCACCUCGCCACAUGGGUUUGUUUCAGUUUCUACCGGCUAUCACACCCGCAAUCAUUAUAGUUAUGCGAUUUUACUAGUCUGCUGAUCAAUAAUGGAGGAAAUGGGUGUAACACCAAAUAUAUUUCCCGUAAACGAUAAAAG